This is a messenger RNA of Punica granatum (pomegranate), 4328 nucleotides long. The record is from RefSeq and is a predicted model, not a curated record. NCBI's taxonomy places the organism in Eukaryota, Viridiplantae, Streptophyta, Magnoliopsida, Myrtales, Lythraceae.
GCCUCUGUGUUACCCGCCGGCAUCAGUUAACUUCCCUUCCUUCCCACGGCCGCUGCUAGUGCUAAACCCUGAAAACCCUACUCGCCGAGCAGACGACCUCCGGGGUUUCUGCUGUGUGCUCUUGAUUGGCAUCUGGCUGCUUGAUCAUGAAGAAUCUGAAGCUUUCCACGGAGGCGUCUCUGAACGUCGAGCUCCAGGCAGAAGAUGAAGUGCUGUUGUUCUCCGCCUUCGAUAUUGAGCGGAACCGGCUGUUCUUCGUCUCCUCCGCGAACUUCAUAUACACAACGGAGCUGUAUUCGUUCCAAAAUGAUGAAGCCUGGAGGAAAACUGUAGUGCCAGCAGAAGUUGAUCAGGUCGAUUUGGAGGAUGGGGACUUUGUUACUGCCUUCGACUACUUAAUGGAGAAAGAAGCGCUGAUACUGGGUACUUCUAAUGGAUUGAUGUUGCUGCAUAGUGUGGACGCUCAUGUCACAGAGGUUGUCGGCAGAGUUGAGGGUGGUAUUAAGUGCAUCUCGCCCAGUCCCGAUGGAGACCUGCUUGGUAUUACCACUGGUUUCGGGCAGCUUUUAGUAAUGACACAUGAUUGGGAUUUAUUGCAUGAGACUACAGCAGAGGACCUUCCUGAAGCUGUUGACGUAAAUGAAUCUACUUUUUCUUCUGCACCUAUGUUUGGAAGUUCAAUUUCUUGGAGGGGUGAUGGGAAGUACUUUGCUACACUAAGUGAGCUCUGCAAUUCUUCCAUGCAUAAGAGGAUUAAGGUUUGGGACCGAGAUUCAGGUACAUUAUUGGCGACUUCUGAAGCAAAGCCCCUGGUGGGAACUGUGCUAGAAUGGAUGCCUAGUGGUGCCAAAAUUGCUGCCGUAUGUGAGAGGAAGAUGGAUGGUGACUCUCCUUUGAUAAUUUUCUUUGAGAGGAAUGGAUUAGAAAGAAGCUCAUUUAGCAUUAACGAUCAGGUAGAUUCCAAGGUACAGAUUUUGAAGUGGAAUUGCAGCUCAGACCUUCUUGGGGCCCUUGUCAGUUGUGAAAAUCACGACUGUGUUAAGAUUUGGUCUUGCAGCAAUAACCAUUGGUACUUGAAACACGAACUUAGAUACCCGAGGGAAGAUGGAUUGAAAUUCAUGUGGAAUCCAGCAAAGCCUUUUCAGUUGAUCUGUUGGACACUGAGAGGACAGAUCACAACUUACAACUUUAUUUGGACCACGGCCAUCUCAGAGAACUCAACAGCCUUUGUGAUAGAUGGUAAUAAGAUACUCGUGACACCGCUCUCUAUAUCCCUAUUGCCACCUCCGAUGUACUUAUUCAGCCUGCAGUUCUCUAGCGCUGUUCGUGAUAUAGCAUUUUGUUCGAAGAAUUCAAAGAGCUCUUUGGCUGCAUAUUUGUCUGACGGCUGUUUGUGUAUUGUGGAACUUCCUGAAAUAGAUAUGUGGGAAGAGUUGGAAGGUAAGGAGUAUAGAGUUGAAGCUUCUCUGUAUGAGGCAGUAUUUGGAUCGUUUGUGCAUCUUACGUGGUUGGAUACGCGCACUCUUCUCGGUGUGUCUUCUUAUGAGAGUAGUCACAUUAAGUGCCACAAUCAAACCUCAACUGGCAAAGAAAGGCUCUCAGGUUACUAUAUGCAGGAAAUGGAGCUCUUUUGCUCUGAGGAUCAUGUGCCAAGCUUAAUGACCUGUUCCGGCUGGCAUGUCAACAUUGCCAAUCAUAUUUCUCUGGAGACACCAGUUGUUGGUAUUGCUGCCAAUCCUGCUAAGAAAUCUGCUGCAUAUAUUCAAUUCAAUGGUGGAAUUAUUUCUGAGUACACUUCAAAGUUGUCCAGCCAAGGAGGAUCUCUGAGACGGGUAGAUUCUAGCUUUUCAUCCACCUGCCUUUGGAUGAGUGCAGUCCUUUGUGUUGAAAGUUCUGAUCCUCUGCUUUUUGGACUGGAUGAAGUAGGGAGGCUUCAAGUCGGUGGAAAGAUUCUUUGCAAUAACUGCAGCACUUUCUCGUUCUAUUCAAAUCUUGCGGAUCAAACGAUUACACAUUUAAUUCUUGCCACCAAGCAGGACUUGCUUUUCAUCAUUGAAAUUAGAGAUAUACUGCAUGGGGAUGUGGAAGAAAAGUAUGAGAACUUCACCCAUUCUGUUAACAAGAAACUAAAAGAAGAGAAAAAAAGUUUUGUCAAUAUUUGGGAAAAAGGUGCCAAAAUUGUUGGUGUCUUGCAUGGAGACGAAGCUGCAGUUAUAAUCCAAACAAAUCGGGGCAAUCUCGAGUGCAUUUAUCCGAGGAAGCUAGUCUUGGCCUCGAUCAUCAAUGCACUGGUCCAGCUGCGUUUCAAAGAUGCCCUUCUUAUGGUAAGGCGUCACAGAAUAGAUUUCAAUGUAAUUGUUGACCACUUUGGCUGGCAAGUAUUCCUCCAACAUGCUCCAGAAUUUGUCAAGCAGGUUGAGAAUUUAAACCACUUGACAGAGUUCAUCUUCUCUAUAAAAAGAGAGAACACCUCGGAGACACUGUACAAAAGUUAUAUUUCUUUGCCUUCUGCAAAGGAGGCCAAGGAUGCGGAAGUAAGAGGUCUGAAGGUAUAUGAUACCACCAACAAGGUGUCUUCGGUCCUUCUGGCCAUAAGAAAGGCUAUUGAAGAACAGCUACCUGAAACGCCUGCAAGAGAGCUGUGUGUAUUAACAACGUUUGCUCGAAGUGAUCCUCCUGCCCUCGAAGAAGCUCUCAAGAGAGUAAAGGCGAUCCGUGAAAUGGAACUAUUGGAUUCGGAUGACCCGAAGAGAAAAUCUUAUCCAUCUGCCGAAGAAGCUCUGAAGCAUCUCUUGUGGUUAUCUGAUGCUGAGGCAGUUUAUGAAGCUGCUCUGGGACUUUACGACCUAAAUCUUGCUGCUAUGGUGGCCCUGAACUCCCAAAAGGACCCGAAGGAGUUCCUUCCAUUCCUUCAAGAACUCCAGCGAAUGCCAUCUCUCUUAAUGCGGUACACGAUUGACCUUAAGCUACGCAGGUUUGAGAACGCCCUCAGGCACAUUGCAUCUGCUGGAGAUGCCCACUACAAUGAUUUUAUGAACCUUAUAAAGAAGAACCCCCAGCUCUUUCCUCUCGGGCUUCAACUGAUUGCUGAUCCUGCCAAGAAGAGUCAAGUACUUGAGGCAUGGGGUGACCACCUUAAUGAAACCAAAUGCUUCGAGGACGCUGCGAUCACCUUCUUGUGCUGUUCCAAUCUCGAAAAAGCUUUGAAGGCAUAUCGCUCUUGUGGUAACUGGGCCGGGGUUCUUACAAUUGCUAGUCUUCUGAAAUUGGGGAGUGAGGAGAUUCUGCAACUGGCUCAUGAGCUAUGCGAAGAGCUUCAAGCACUUGGGAAGCCUGCAGAUGCAGCGAAAAUUGCUCUGGAAUAUUGCAGAGAUGUCAAGUUGGGUUUGGGUUUGUUGAUAGGUGCACAAGAAUGGGAGGAAGCCAUGAGGGUUGCUUUUAUGCACAGGGAGGACGAUCUCAUCUCUGAAGUUAAGACGGCUGCUUUAGAAUGUGCAUCCACUCUGGUUGGCGAGUAUGAAGAAGGAUUGGUGAAAGUUGGAAAAUAUUUGGCUCGAUACUUGGCUGUUAGGCAGAGAAGAUUAAUACUAGCAGCGAAAGUCCAGUCAGCGGAACAAAGUAUGACUGAUCUUGAUGAUGAUACUGCUUCAGAAGCAAGCAGUAAUUUCAGUGGAAUGAGUGCUUAUACCGCAGGGACAAGGAGGGGAUCCACUGCUUCCAUCAGCUCAAGCGCUGGCAGCCGAGCAAGAGAAGCUAGGCGUCAGAGAAACAGAGGAAAGAUACGACCUGGAAGCCCAGGAGAGGAGUUGGCUCUGGUGGAUCAUCUAAAGGGCAUGUCUCUAACAGCUGGAGCUAUGAGGGAGCUUAGGUCUCUGCUGAUCUGCCUUGUGACUCUCAGGGAGGAAGAAACUGCUCGAAAAUUGCAGCAUAUAGGAGAGUGCUUCCAACUGUCACAAUUGGCUGCAGUUAAACUAGCCGAAGACACAAUGAACACUGAUGCGAUAGAUGAGCAGGCCCAUACUUUGGACCGUUAUCUCCACAAAGUGAGGGUCCAAUCACAAAGUUUGGAGGUUAUGUCAUGGCGUCACAAAGUAUUUGUCUCUCCUUGAUGCAAGGAGAUGAUGUCAGGUUAAUAACAAAUUGGUUGAGCAGACUUCGAUUUACAGAGUACUCUUCAUUUUCUUUCAAGUAGAUAAUAGCUUAAUGGUGUCUUCUACUUUAUUGUCUCUUUCUCAUUACGAUUGGGCUAUCAUGUCUUACACAUUGUUCGUUUUGGGUCCAUUGAUGUCCAAGCAAUGAUCAAUGCUAUAAUACCUUGCAGACUCAAA